Pisolithus orientalis is the source of this 362-nucleotide messenger RNA. RefSeq lists its product as uncharacterized. Lineage: Eukaryota; Fungi; Basidiomycota; Agaricomycetes; Boletales; Pisolithaceae. The record is from RefSeq and is a predicted model, not a curated record. The transcript is spliced from 4 exons. Bases 55 to 360 code for a protein of 101 amino acids.
UUGCGGAACUAGCGACGGGCCGACCGAUCUUCAGUGCUACUACCCUCCGAAGCCAUGUACGCAGGAUCAUUGAACUCACGGGAUUACUUUCAGAACCCACAUUAUCUGCUAUUCCUGAUGCUGAGCUCCGCAACCAUGUCCUCUCACUCGGGUCAGUUACUCGCAUCCCACUGGCGGAGCGUGUCCGGAAUGUCGACCCUCGAUUGCUCGAUCUCCUUUCCGAAGUGUUUUCCCUCGAUGUCGAUUCGAGAAUCACUUGCAAAGGUGCCCUAUCGCACAAGUAUUUGGACGACGUUCGAUGUGAUGCAGAUGGAUUUAUUUGUUUCCCAUACAAGGGAAACCUCGACGAAGACGUAUUGAAC